CAUAGAUUCCUCUGUGCUUUCUGCUUUGCUCCCUGCUUAUAUAUCUCCAUCUUCCUCAUGAACCCCCCAACAUGCACUCUAUUUUCCCCCUCUUCUUGGAUUUCAUUUUCACUCUCAUCACCGUUUAAUUUCCCUCCAUUUUUUCCCUUUUUCUCUUCUUCAUUCUCCACAAUCUCAAAUUAAUUCAAUAAUACAAAGCCAAAACCCAUACACAAAACAAAAAUAAUGCUCUCUUCAACGUUUAUGACCGCAUCUCACACCUUAUUCACUCAACCAUCAAAUGAUAAUCCCUCUCUUUCCUCAAAACAUAACACCAGAAAAACACAUCAACAACUCAAACCACCAAUCAUAUCUUCCUCCUCAAUAAAAAUUCAAAGUCAAACCCACCCCAUCCUAACGGCGCCGUCACUACCGGUAACCUCAUCAUCCUCGCCGUCUUCCAUCACCGUCAAACUUAACCGUCUGGCCUCGGAAUUCAACACGCUAACAGAACCCAUAGAACGCGUGAAGAGACUUCUACAUUACGCAUCACUGCUUCCACCAUUCGAAAAUUCGGAUCGGGUUCCAGAGAACCGGAUUUCGGGCUGCACAACGCAGGUGUGGAUUGUUUCUGCCAUGGACAACGAUGGCAAGAUGUGGUUUCGUGCUGACAGUGACUCUGAGAUUUCGAAGGGAUUCUGUUGGUGUCUCGUGUCGGCCUUCAAUGGGACGUAUCCCGUGGAAGUGUUGCAUGUUACCGAGAAAGAUUUGUGCCACAUGGAUCUCUUGGGAUCGGGUCUCAAAGCCCAGUCGAGGAUAAACACGUGGCAUAAUCUCUUUCUCGGAAUGCAGAAGGCCACUAAAGAUUUGUUAUUUAGGACAGAAUUGGAUAAAGGUGGUUGUAUGUAUCCUAUCCGUGGAAUCCAAUUUGAGAGGGUAGGAUUGAGUGCGGAAUAAGUUCUUGUGUAGAUUGAAU
Molecule: messenger RNA, 955 nt
Organism: Arachis duranensis
Lineage: Eukaryota; Viridiplantae; Streptophyta; Magnoliopsida; Fabales; Fabaceae
Product: sufE-like protein 2, chloroplastic
Exons: 1
Coding region: 226-936 (236 amino acids)
Source: RefSeq, a predicted model, not a curated record